UGGGACCGCAUCGCAUCCCAUCGCGACAAAGACGACUCGACUUGGUGACGUGACUACCUACGUGUCUAGUAAUUUAACGAAGAAGUGGACACCAAAAUCCAUCCGUACACUCGCAAUGCCCACGACGACCUUGUACAUUGCCAGUGUUGUGCUGCUCCUGUUCAGCGCGACAACAGUGUCGGCGCUGAAGAUCAUAUCGCCCACGUCGGGCUCCAGCAUCGACCCAACCCAACCCUUGAACAUCGUCUGGUCGGCUGAGAACUUCGACCCGGCCCUGGUCGAAAUCCGUUUCAGCAACGCCGAGCCCAAUGCAGUCACUAGCAACUUGACGCUGGCCACGGGGGUGUCGACAUUUUCUGGCUCAUACACAGUACCAGAGAACACGAUCCAGAACUUUGGUACUGGUUACCAACUCCUCUUUAUCGGCAAUGGUGUCACAAUCGCAUCAAGUACCGAUUUAACCCUUGGUGCGUCUAGCAACCAGGUCUCCACUGAUGCCAAUGGUCAACUCACCCUCCUCACCUCCACAUCCACCGACAAUGUGCCCGCCACAACUGCUGGUUCCACUGUCUCCGAAGGUAUAUCUAGCGAAGUCAUCGACACUGUCACGACUUUGACUGGAACAAUUACCGCAUCUCAAUCAUCCACGACGCUGGUAGUAUCAGGAACACCACAGUCUGGUUCCAGCACAGGUUCUGUGCACAGCGCUACCAACAGUGGUUCGUCAAGCGCGUCCGCAACAUCUGCACAAAGUACCAAUGUUGCGACAAGGUCGAGUCUUUUCGGCGGUGAGGCUUUCUUAACCGCUGCAGGCGUGUUGACUGGUCUCAUUGCACUUCUCGCCUGAUGCUGCACUCACAACAGAUCAGUUUCGACUUCAUUCCAUUCACCGUCUUGGGAUUCCCCGAGAAUAUUCGUCUCAAGUCGCGGGGUAGUAGCACGAUGCUGGUUCCAGAUAGUAGGGUGAUGAGGGUCUUGAAGACAACGGAAAGGAAUGUAGUGAUGUCUUGACUAUAGCGAGGGUGUGAAGGAUGAGGCAAUCUGAAUUUAUCCUCUCAUCUGUUCAAGCGUCCAAGAUGUGUUGUCACUUGAGUCCUCUCGGAGCCAAGUAAAAAGAUCGCUCUGUCGGGGGGUGGUCUGCGAUUUGUUCACCGCUUCCAAGCCUCAGGGGUAUAUUAAAGAGCAAU
Molecule: messenger RNA, 1187 nt
Organism: Exophiala mesophila
Lineage: Eukaryota; Fungi; Ascomycota; Eurotiomycetes; Chaetothyriales; Herpotrichiellaceae
Exons: 1
Coding region: 116-847 (243 amino acids)
Source: RefSeq, a predicted model, not a curated record